AAUUUCUUUGUAUUUGAAAUAAAUUAUGAAGUAUUGAGAUAAUUAAUGGUAUAACGUUAUGCAUUAAACUAACGCUUUUAGGAAAGGAAUUCUAUGAAUCGAUAUGAACAUAGUUGACAUAUUUGCUGUGUCAUUGACUUUCCUGAGGCAGAACUGCAACAUUUCAAAACAAAUCGAGCAUUCCGCGCGCGCGCGAAAUUUCAUUCCUAUCAAUAAACCGUCGAGUUUAUUAUUGAUCGUCGUGGGACUAGGUCAUCAAGAUGAGUCUCAAAAACGGCGCAAAAAUGUCUCAACGCGAAAAAUUCGACUUAAUCAACUCAGAAGUGCGUUCUUUUUACGAAUAUUGUAAGGAAGCUGGGAUGAGUGAUGAAGAAAUGGAUUUGAUAUGUCGCCCCUUGACAAACGCUGUGAGAAAAUCCACCAUCAAAAGAUGGACAAGGGUGGUUCUCGUUUUGAUAAUGGGGAUGGCGAUCGGUUACACUGUUAGCCAGACGGAUACGUUUAAAUGGCAUGCUUCGGCUGUGGCAAGGAUUGUCCUGAUAAAAUUACUGCCUGUUUGGGACUGGACACCAUUGUACCAUAACAAGUGUAUGAUCGCGAGGCCAGAGCCGCCGAACGUGGAUGGGGGAGUGUCGACAACGGAUUGCAUAGCUUGCGAGGCAGUCAAAAGCAUCGCUCGUUUAUCCGAUACAUCGUACAACGAAGUCUUCAACCAUCACUUGCUGCGCGGGGCUCCGGCUAUCGUGGUGGACGCCCACUACGACUGGUCGUCCCGCGCCGAGCUCAACCUCACCGGCCUGAUCAGCGACGAUGACCGGCUGCGCGACUCCGUGCCCUGCAGGAUCCUCACCAACAUCAGAAUAGGACGGCAGCCCAUGGACUUGGAAGAAAUAGUCUCACGAAUAACGAACACAGACAUACCGAGCUGGUUCGUUCAUUUCCAGAACUGUGACAUCCGCGCCGUCAAGUCCUUUAGGAUCCUAGCGCCAAGACCUUACUUCCUGUCACCCCAUAUCCCGCCCUCGCAUUUCAACUGGUUGUUAUUGUCCAAAAACUAUGAUACGCAUAGAUACAAGUAUUUGGAGCUGGAUGUGGGACUGGUUAUCAUGUCUCAGUUGAAAGGGAAGACCUUUGUCCAGCUUCGGCCCCGCGCGCCCUGUGAGGACGACUGCUACACGCUCAGUUUUGAACUAGCCGAAGGAGAGACCCUCGUGUUAGCUAACUCCUUGUGGGAGUUCGAAUAUUUGCCUGGCAAAGGUGAAAACGUUGCCAUGAUCACGGAAACCGAUUGGAACGAAUCUUAAUAUAGGUCCUUAGAUAACUCGGCGUGAAUUGUCCUAUAUUAGUAGAUAACUUAAUGUGAAAUAUAUACCAUUUUAUCGAUAAAUAGGUUUAUUUUAUAAAAUAAACAUUGAGCAAAGUUAAUGCAUGGCGCAUUUAACAAAGACAACCAGGUUUACGAUUUAUCCGUUCAAAAAAAGCUAUCGAUGAAUUGGUUCACAUAUAAGCAUACUAAACUUAUACUUAAAAUAUAAGGUGUUCAGCAUUCAAAAAUGAAUAUCAGAAAUGUAGAAUGAUUGAAGAGAUUAUAAAAUAUUAUAGAUAGGUAUAUAAGCCCUAACUUGAAUGCAUGUAACUAUGUCUAGCUACUUUUUGUGGCCAGUCGCUCAACUUUUAGUUAAGGCGAGAAUUAAAGUAUAGGACACGAAUUGCUAUUAUAAUAUUUAAAAUUAUAAGUGCACUGCGUUGACACAGUAAAAGGAAAAGAGAUCUGAUGAGCAGUUUUCGCCAUCAGAUAUUUCGUGAAUCGCGAUAAAGAAAAACUGAAUAUUAGAUGCAUUGAUAGGCUUGUGUUAAUAAUUGUAACUGCUGAGGGCUAAGGAACGUGUCCACAUAUCAAAAAUCAAGUAAUUUCGAGUUCACUUCAGUAGUAUUUAAGGUACAUUUUCUUUCGACGGAGUGGUCGCACAUAAAACCCUAUCAUUGUACUCUUUGAUUGAGAAAAACGUUUCACGUUAUUACAAGUUUCUUGUUGGUAGUAACCUUAUUUAUUCCCAAAGUUUUUCGAAACAUUUUACGAUGUAUUUGUCCAACGGAAGCAGAAAUAUUUCAACAACCAGUAUCCAAAUAUGUGCGAUAACUCCGUCGUUAGUAUAAAAACGUAUAAUUAGAUUAAAUUUAAUUGGAACGACACACACAAUGUAUUUUCUGCACAAUGAUAUCGUAUUAGUAAGUAAUGUAAUGUUUUGGUCGAAUUUCGACUAUGAUUAAGUACCUCAAGUAUUAAUAAUGAUAUAUAAUUGAAGCAA
Molecule: messenger RNA, 2309 nt
Organism: Trichoplusia ni (cabbage looper)
Lineage: Eukaryota; Metazoa; Arthropoda; Insecta; Lepidoptera; Noctuidae
Exons: 2
Coding region: 261-1304 (347 amino acids)
Source: RefSeq, a predicted model, not a curated record